UUACUGUGGACUUGGGCCAAGCCAAACACCAUCUUCGUCACAAUUUUGAUCCAAUACGGCGCGUCGUUCGAUCUCUAACAUCAUCAGAUACCGUUACUUCUUGCUCCGGUUGUUAAACCCUGCCGGUAAAAUUGCCGCCCUCACUUCCGCGAAAAAAACCCCUGCCGCCACCGCGCAAAAUGCGGAACCUCCUUUCCUCCGCCGCCGUAUCCAUCCACAGCCGACGCCGUCUCGUCAUCCCCACCGCUCAAUUCAUCCUUCUCGUUUUCCAUCGCAGCUACAAGGCGCCGAGGCAGCCGGCUCCUCCGGCGCCGCCGAAACCCCCGAAACCGCCGCAGAAGCCCCAAACCUUUACCUUCCACGACGCCACCUGGGAUGACCCGUAUAGCUGGAUGUCGAAGCUGAGCGACGCCGUGGCGCGGCGGCACAUGGACGUGCUGAUGGAGCAAGAGGAGAAGUACACGGAGGCCGUCAUGUCCGGCACCGAGAAGCUUCAGAGCAAGCUCCAGACUGAAAUGGCUUCCCGGAUGCAAUUCGACCUCUCUACCCCUCCCGUUCGUUGGGGUCCCUGGUUGUAUUACCGGAGAGUGGAAGAAGGGAAGCAAUACUCGGUGCUGUGUCGGAGACUGGCGAGCUUGAAUGAGGAAUUCAUUUCGAAUAAGUCUCCGUUUUCGGGGUUUGAUUUCACUUCUGGGAAGAGGAUUGAGCAGAAGCUUGUUGAUUACAAUCAGGAAGCUGAGAGGUUUGGAGGUUAUGCUUACGAAGAGCUAUCGGAGGUCUCUCCAGACCAUAAGUUUCUUGCAUACACAAUGUAUGACAAGGAUAAUGACUACUUCAAGUUAUGUGUGAGGAAUCUGAACUCUGGUGCCUUGUGUAGCAAGCCUCAGGCCGAUCGAGUUUGUAACUUGGCAUGGGCUAAAGGCGGGCGGGUGUUGCUUUAUGUUGUUACUGAUCAACACAAGAAGCCUUGCAGGUUAUACUAUAGCAUGAUUGGAUCAACCGAUGAAGAUGUUUUGCUUCUCGAUGAACCACAAGAGAAUGUUCAUAUGACCAUCAGGCACACCAAGGAUUUCCGGUUUGUGUCUGUGAAUGUCUUCUCCAUGACGUCUUCAAAGGUCUUUCUGAUUAAUGCAGCCGAUCCCCUGUCUGGCAUGACUUUAGUUUGGGAGUGCGGUGCUCCAGUUCAUUGCAUAGUUGAACAUCACCGAGGUUACCUCUAUUUAUUUACUGAUGCUGCCAAAGAAGGCCGAUUGGUUGAUCAUUAUUAUCUUCUCCAAAGUCCUGUUGAUGCUUCUUCUGGUCCUAGAGUGUGGGAGAAUGUGUUCCAUGACGAUCAAGAUUUGAUAAUUGAGGAUGUUGAUUUCUGUGAUACACACAUGGUGCUCAUUGUAAGGGAAGGUUGGAACUAUAAACUCUGUUCACUCCCUUUACCCUUGUCUUCUAGGAAGAGUGGAGCAGUAUAUCUGAAGGAGCUUAAUCCCGCAUUUCUUCCUCUUCCGAGAUAUGUUUCUCAAAUUUCGCCAGGAACUAACUAUGACUUCUAUUCAUCAUCCAUGCGCUUCACAAUAUCAUCACCUGUGAUGCCCGAUGCUGUAGUUGAUUAUGACCUAUCAAAUGGCAAGUGGAAUAUUGUCCAACAACAGAACAUGCUUCACGAAAGAACAAGAAUUCUAUAUGGGACUUCCUCUUCUGCUAGUAGCACUGGAAUAUUUUCUGACAGUCUGAAUUCUUGUUCAUCUCAUGAAGUCAAAUCUGAAGAUGAUAUAUGGAAUGACCUUUCUGAAUUUUAUGCCUGUGAACGCCAUUUUGUCUCUUCACACAAUGAAGUUAUGGUUCCUUUAACAGUUGUCUAUUCUCGCAUGAUUGAAAACACAAAACGAAACCCUGGAUUGCUUCAUGGACAUGGAGCCUAUGGCGAGUUGCUUGACAAAAGGUGGCGCAGUGAGCUUAAAAGCCUUCUUGACCGUGGUUGGGUCCUUGCAUAUGCUGAUGUCAGAGGAGGAGGUGGUCAGGGUAAGGCAUGGCAUCAUGCCGGUAGAAGCACAAAGAAGCUCAACUCUGUAAAAGAUUAUGUCUCAUGUGCCAAGUUCUUGAUUGAGAAAGAGAUUGUAGGAGAAGACAAGCUUGCUGGUUGGGGUUCUAGUGCCGGGGGACUCUUGGUUGCUGCUGCCAUAAACCAUCAACCUGAUUUAUUUCGUGCUGCAGUUUUGAAGGUCCCAUUUCUAGAUGCAACCAGUACUCUUCUCUACCCCAUUAUACCCCUAACGGCAGCUGACUAUGAAGAGUUUGGGUACCCUGGGGACAAAGAUGACUUUCACGCCAUACGUGAAUACUCUCCAUACGACAACAUUCAAAAUGAUGCCGUUUAUCCUGCAGUACUCAUUACCUCAUCCUUCAAUACAAGAUUCGGGGUAUGGGAAGCAGCAAAAUGGGCUACGAGGGUUCGACAGCAGACUAUUUAUGAUCCAAAACGCCCUGUGCUGCUCCAUUUCUCAGCAGAUAUUGUAGAGGAGAACAGAUACAUGCAAUGCAAGGAGGCAGCUCUGGAAACUGCAUUUCUCUUGAAGAUGAUGGAUUCAUGAGCUUGGAUAAUGACAAGUAACCACUCUAGAUUACGUGGUGCCCUGCCGGCUAGCAUCAUAACAGGAUAGUGAAG
Messenger RNA from Linum trigynum, 2656 nucleotides. The record is from the annotation of a GenBank genome assembly. Lineage: Eukaryota; Viridiplantae; Streptophyta; Magnoliopsida; Malpighiales; Linaceae.